This is a messenger RNA of Seminavis robusta, 911 nucleotides long. Lineage: Eukaryota; Bacillariophyta; Bacillariophyceae; Naviculales; Naviculaceae. The record is from the annotation of a GenBank genome assembly.
AAACAAGAAGUUGCGCAGCAUUGAUCGGCACCUUUCUGCAAUAUACUCCGUUGUCACAAGGAAAGCAACAUAAUGAGACACACUGUGGACGCUUAUCGUCAUUCAUCUCACAACUCGAAAGCGAAAGCCGCCAAAACAGUCUGAACCUCGAUCCUCUCAAACCACAAUUUCCCAUCCUACCCUUGCAACCAUGUUUGCCAUCAAGUCUCUCCCCAAACUCAUCUGCGCCCUUCUUGGCAUUACCACUGUCGUAGUCGGCAUGAAUGACGGGUCUGUCCGGGGCACCAGUUUGGCGUCGUCUUCUGUUGCAAUCCCCAGCGCGGAACGCAAGUUGUCGGAGUGCCCGCAAGACAAAAGUCUUCCUGCUACGGUGACUAUUGACGGCGAGGAUCUCCUUCAUCCAGUGGCGCUCUGUGACUUUCUCGUCGCCUACAACCGAUUGGGCCGCAACGAGCACAACAACGUCUCUAGUCCCUUGGAUUGGAAAAUGUUGUGUGACGACUUUGAACCGUUGGACCAGCACCUGUGUCCCAUGGGUCGGCAUCUGGAGGGAAUCUGUUCCCACAGAAAGCCUCAUCUGAAUCCUUCUGUUCGUGUGAACUUCUGCUCCCCCAUUUUUUCAUUGCUGACGGAAGAACAAGGCCGCUCCCAGUGCACCCGGAUGUGCAUCAACUACGUGUCGGAGGCACGAGGUGGGUGCUGCGAUAUUGCCUGCCCCUAAUCAGCCAAUGUCCACCACAAGCUCGCCAGCCGUACAGUAGUUGGUGGUUCCAGUAAGGAAGUUAUCUACGCCAUUUGUAGUUGAUGGAUGUGCACUCCUUUCAUAUGCUACAUGUUCGAAGAAACAGUUGACGGUAUCGAUGAUUUUCACUUUUGGUUAGGUCAAUAAUUUAAAGGUAUAUUAGUGAUUC